Megalops cyprinoides (Indo-Pacific tarpon) is the source of this 1134-nucleotide messenger RNA. RefSeq lists its product as uncharacterized. Lineage: Eukaryota; Metazoa; Chordata; Actinopteri; Elopiformes; Megalopidae. The record is from RefSeq and is a predicted model, not a curated record. The transcript has 9 exons. The coding region runs from base 1 to 1134 and encodes 377 amino acids. Gene Ontology annotation, cellular component: nucleus.
AUGACCAGCGUGAACAAGGAAAAACUGGACGCGGUUCCACGUUUACAACUGUUCAACUGCCAUCACGCUGCCUGUGGAGCCACGUUUACUCGUGAAUGGCGACUGAAAGAACACGAAACAGUCCACACAGGAGCGCGACCCUUGCAGUGCCUUGUGCCGGGGUGUGGCCGCCGCUUUUCACGGAAAUCUCACCUGGCCCGACAUAACUUAAGUCACACUGGAGUUAAACGGUUCAGGUGUUCUCACGUAUAUUGUACCAGGAUUUUCUUCAAUGCCGACAACUUGAAAAGGCAUGUCCGAUAUGCUCAUGGCAACAAGGAGAAGUAUUUCAAGUGUCAUUUCCCAAACUGUACUGCAACAUUCAGGAAACGUCGAGCUUACAAGCUGCAUCUUGGUGAACACAACAUCUCCCCGAAUUUCAAAUGCACAAAGGAGCACUGCGGAGCCCAGUUUGACAGCCAUGUUGCUCGCAGAGCCCAUGAGAAGACCCAUGCAGGGUAUGCCUGCCCAAAGCCUGACUGCCCGGUGGUGGAGUGCACCUGGGGUAAACUGUCCAAGCACGCACAGACUCAUCCAGUCAGCUACACCUGUGCGCUGUGCCAGGCGGGCUUUGAGAAGCGGAAUGCGUUGCGGCGCCACCGCCGCACCCACGCCCUACAGAAGCCUGUGCUGCUGUGCCCCAGUGAGGGCUGCCAGGCCUACUUCUCCUCCACCUUCAACCUGCAGCACCACAUCUUCAAAGUGCACCUGCAGCUGCUCAAGUACCACUGCACCCACCCCGGCUGCCCUCGCACCUUCGCCAUGAGAGAAAGCCUGAGCAGGCACAUGGUUCGCCACGACCCCCAUGGAUCCAAGCUGAAGCUGCAGAAGCGCCAGCGGUCCAGUAACAAAUGGCAGAAGCGCCUCGAGGGUUAUCGCCAGCACCCCCUGGUGGAGGAGGACCUGAGUCGCCUCUUCUCCCUGCGCAUGCGCUUCCCGCGCCGGGUUGUGGUGGAGGCUAACCUCUCUGGCCUUUUCAACGAGCGCAAGAUCCCACGGGAAGUGGAACCGGAGGUCAACCUCAACGACCUCUUCAGCCUCAAGCCGCCCGGUCCUCUGAAACCAGUCCCUGAGGCUCCGCCACCCAAGAGUUAA